AUGAGGGAAAAAGUUCCAAGGAACUUCAAUGGCCCUGACAUAGAUUUCUACGACGGGACUACCGACCCAAAGCAUCACUUGAGCAACUUCAAAAGUGGGAUGUAUCUAGCCGACGCCUCUAACGCUACCCGCUGCAAGGCCUUUUCAACGACUUUGACAAAGGCAGCGAUGAAGUGGUUCGACACCCUCCCCCCAAGGUCGGUCACUAGCAUCGACGACCUCUCGCGCAAAUUCCUUAUACGAUUCUCAAUCCAGAAGGACAAAGUCAAGCACGCGCCCAGUCUCUUGGAGGUAAAACAAGAGGUCGGUGAACCCCUAAGAGACUACAUGAAAAGGUUCAACAAGGCAUGCUUGGAAAUCCAAGAUAUGCCUACAGAAACAGUAAUCAUGGGCCUAGUAAAUGGACUCCGAGAAGGUCUAUUCUCUCAGUCCAUCUCGAAAAGGCAUUCGACUUCUUUGAAUGAUGUGCAAGAAAGAGCUGAAAAAUACAUCAACAUGGAGAAAAACGCCAGGCUACGAGAACCAAACUGGCGACCUGGGCACUCUCACCCAUCAAAGGAGAAGGAGAGAGAGCCCAAGAAAAAAGAAGAAGUCGGGGCUAAGAGACCCAGGAGAUAUCACUCUUAUACUCCUCUACGAGUUUCCAUAGUCGACAUCUAUAGAAAAAUUUGUCACACUGAAAAGCUACCUCAUCCUCGGCCCAUCAAGAACAAAAGGGGGGAAAGUCGUAACGAAUACUGUGAAUAUCACAAGUUAUAUGGGCACUCACAAAUGAUUGUUACGACUUGA
Molecule: messenger RNA, 789 nt
Organism: Arachis duranensis
Lineage: Eukaryota; Viridiplantae; Streptophyta; Magnoliopsida; Fabales; Fabaceae
Exons: 1
Coding region: 1-789 (262 amino acids)
Source: RefSeq, a predicted model, not a curated record